This is a messenger RNA of Fusarium poae, 1455 nucleotides long. RefSeq lists its product as uncharacterized. Gene Ontology annotation, molecular function: glycosyltransferase activity. Gene Ontology annotation, cellular component: membrane. Lineage: Eukaryota; Fungi; Ascomycota; Sordariomycetes; Hypocreales; Nectriaceae. The record is from RefSeq and is a predicted model, not a curated record. The transcript has 3 exons. The coding region runs from base 1 to 1455 and encodes 484 amino acids.
AUGGCCAUCGCCGGUCUCUGCACUAUCGUCUUUCUCAUCCUUGUUUUUUGGAGUGUUAUCCACGGUAGUUACGGUGUAUCUGAAUACUAUUCAUUCUCGACGACGAGCUCUUUCUACCCUGUAUCUGUUGAUCCCGCCGGCAAGACGACCCAAGACCUCUGCGCUACCUUUCCCAAGCACAUGCUUCAGACGAUCCAGCCUGUUCUGAAGAUGGGCCACGCCGACACAAAAGAUAAACUCGAUGCUCAGUUUGGGAGUGUUAGCGCGUGCUUCGAAAAGGACGAGUUGCUGGUUUACUCGGACCUCGACGAGAUUGUUCAUGGCCACCAAGCGAUCGAUGUCCUCGCCGAUUCACCCUCCAUUUACUACCACGAUAACCCCGAUUUCGUCAACUACAUGUGGCAGAAAGAGAUGCGAGCGAACGGAACUCUGGACGUGGACAAGGAAGCCACUGCGCGUAUACAAGGCUGGAGAAUGGACAAGUUCAAGUUCCUACCCAUGAUUGAACGAGCAUGGAAGAUGAAGCCCAAUAAGGAGUUUUACUUUUUCUUCGAGACAGAUACAUACGUCUUUUGGGACAACGCCUUCCGCUUCCUCCAAACUUUCGACCCCGACGCACCGUUGUACAUGGGUUCUCCGUCACCUGGUAGACAUGACGUGAAACAAGACAUCAAGACAUGGUUCGCAAACGGCGGGCCGGGCUUUGUGCUCAGCCGCGGUGCGAUGAAGGCGCUUCUCGUUCGUAAGACUACCCCGUACGGCCAGUACGUCGAACCUCCGGUCACGGAAAAGUGGCUUCCCAUGCUACGUGACGAUUGCUGCGGUGACAGCGUAACGGGUUGGGCUCUGUGGAACGUCAGCGUGCCGUUGCGUGGAUACUGGCCGCUGUUCAACCCGCAUCCACUCCAUAGCAUCCCGUUCAGCGAUAAGUACUGGUGCCAGCCUGUCAUGACGCUACACAAGACACGGCCGGAAGACAUGACUAGUGUAUGGCGAUGGGAGUUUGGGCAACGACAAUUAGGUCGUCCGUUACUUUACUCUGAUGUCUGGAAAUUCCACCGUCCAGGAGAUCGUGAAGUUGCUGAGAACUGGGACAAUGGAAAAUGGGACUUUUGGGUUGCGCCGCCCGAAGCAAGAAUCGAUUCAUUCGAAGCAUGCGACAAGUACUGUAGAGGCAACAUCGACUGUCUCCAGUAUACUUGGCGAGGCCGAGACGAGCAAAAAUGCGUCCUCUCACGAUCCUUCCGAGUCGGCGACCCAAGACAACCAGAGAAGAUUGAAGUGCCCUUUGUGAAAGACGACAAGGGCAAAAUCAUUCCCCCACCAGCGGAUAACACAGAUCGAUGGGUAGAGUUCAAGUCGGGCUGGUUGACCGACCGGAUUGAGACAUGGAGGGAGGACAGGAAUUGUACAGAAGUACAAUGGGUUGGCCCUAGUAUCAAGAGAAUCUUUUGA